AUGGCACCAAAUGUGGCACCUCAUACCACGGCAUCGGGAUAUCUUCUAACUCAGCGACAGUCGCACCUGGGGAAGCGUUCUAUAGCCCCGGCAGUAUUUGAUCGCAUAUGCAUCGAGUCAUUUAUUUAUCAUGCUUCUAUCAUGAUGCUCUUCGAACCAUCUCUCGAUGCUCUUUCAUCUAUCCGACGACAACUAGAUAUACCCGGGUAUUUCUCUUAUGUGGAAAAACGCGACAUAUCCGAGUCGCUCCCCGUCCAGCCAAUUCUUCAAACAUCCUAUGACUUCUUCCUGUCAAUUGCCGAUGCUACGAAGCUCGCUCGCAUAUCCAGAUCUUUGGACGACGCAGAAAUAACGCUGUGGUGCCAUACUUGGCUUAGACUACUUCAGUGGGACCAAGUUGAUCAUACGGAUGACGUGUCGCUAAAACUCUACUUCAAUGCCCUUCAAAUAUUGUUGCUGAAAACUGCUCCUGAUUUGUCUAAUGAAGAAAAGGCACUCCAGAUAUCCGAGUCUCUUCAGCAUGGGCUGCACAUUAUCGUUUCGUUGGAGCCAGAAGAAUAUGCGCCUAGCUAUCUCUUAUGGCCACUAGCCAUUCUUGGUUCGAUCAGUAUACUUGAAAAGGAAAAGACCGCGGUAAAAGACUACAUUAACUUAUUGAUUCGGUCAAAGCGAGGAGGCCAAGCGGUAUGGGUGCUGAAGCGUUUGAACAGGGUCUGGAACGUGGCUAAAUUCCGUACCAAUUGCCCACCCUCGGCAAUGAGACUUGAAGGGCUGCAGAUAUUACUUGAUGCGACAUAA
Penicillium cosmopolitanum is the source of this 798-nucleotide messenger RNA. RefSeq names its product fungal Zn binuclear cluster domain-containing protein. Bases 1 to 798 code for a protein of 265 amino acids. The record is from RefSeq and is a predicted model, not a curated record. Lineage: Eukaryota; Fungi; Ascomycota; Eurotiomycetes; Eurotiales; Aspergillaceae. The transcript has a single exon.